Pyrus x bretschneideri (Chinese white pear) is the source of this 757-nucleotide messenger RNA. RefSeq names its product NDR1/HIN1-like protein 10. Gene Ontology annotation, biological process: defense response to other organism. Bases 1 to 561 code for a protein of 186 amino acids. NCBI's taxonomy places the organism in Eukaryota, Viridiplantae, Streptophyta, Magnoliopsida, Rosales, Rosaceae. The record is from RefSeq and is a predicted model, not a curated record. The transcript is spliced from 2 exons.
AUGGUUAGGACGAGGCAGAACGAAAGGGUGGAUUUCGGCUUUGUACUUACGAAAAAGCUUAAUCGAGUGCUAACCCAAUUCAAUUUCACCGACACUGACAAUACUCUCAACUACAAUCUCGCGCUCAACAUCACCAUCCGAAACCCCAACAAAAGGGUUGGCAUAUAUUACCGCCGCAUCCAAGUCUUUGCCAACCAUAGAAAAAAGAGGUUUGCUAAUGUGACACUGCCUUGGGCGCCAUUUUACCAAGGGCAUAAGAACACGACCAUUUUAAAUCAUGUACUCGUUGAAGGUCAGCAGUUGGCGGUAUUUGGAGAACGUGACCUCUCCCAGUUUAACGCGGAGACUGCUGCUGGUGUUUACAGUAUUGAUGUGAAGAUUUCUCUUCGGGUAAGAGCCAGGUUCGGAAAGAUCAAGUCACCAGAUUAUGGUCCUAGCAACAUCAACUGCAACCUGAAGGUUCCCUUGAGUUUAAGCGAAACAUUGCCGAGUGAUUUCAAUGCCACAAAGUGCAGGAAUGUUCAUGUCCUCACAAAUCCAAGCUACUACGAACGGAUUUGAGAUUUUCGGUCCAAAAAAUGAUCCCUUUUUUUACAUAGUCAUACUAUGAGAUAACUUAAAAGAGAAUGCAAUACAAGAAAUCAUAAUUCAAACAAACAAUAUACAGUACAAAUUCAAUCCACAGUGAGGAUCUCUAUUCUAAUCUCGACUAAACAGGUGAUGAAGUAUACUUUUCAUACUCAAUCAUCUAGUGAUU